AUGGGCAGGAACGGGGCCCCGGGAGCGGAAGGGGGGACGGGGAGGAAGGCAAAGGGGCUGGGGAGCCUGCUGGAGCAGGUGGGAGGGUGGGGUCGCUUCCAGAUGGUCCACCUGGCCAUCUUGUUCGUGCCUUUUGCCUUCGUGGGCACCCACGGGUUCCUCCAGAACUUCACGGCCUCCACCCCCGACCAUCACUGCAGGAGCCCCAGCGAGCCGUGGCCGGCGGAGGCCGGGGGGCAGCCGGAGACCUGCCUUCGCCCCCGGGGCAACGCUACCAAUGAGACGGAGGCUUGUCGGGAAGGCUGGGUCUACAACCUCACCACAGUUCAGACCACCAUUGUCACCGAGUGGGACCUGGUCUGCAGCCUGAAAAGCCUCCCCAGGGUGGCCCAGUCGGUUUACAUGGCGGGGGUGUUCCUGGGGGCCGUCGUGUUCGGGGGGCUGGCGGACAGGCUGGGCCGCCGGACUGUCUUCCUCUGGUGCCUCCUCCAGGUGGCUUCCCUGAGCACGGGGGCAGCCCUGGCCCCCUCCUUCUCUGUGUACUGUGUGUGCCGCUGCUUCUGCGGCUCCGGCAUGUCCGGCCUGGUGCUCAACGGCCUGGGCCUGGUUCUGGAGUGGACGCCGCCCUCCCGCCGCGCAGCCGUGUCCGGCCUCCUCUCCUUCGUGCUCAGUCUGGGGCAGCUCAACCUGGCCCUUCUGGCCUUCGGCCUCCGGCGCUGGAGGCACCUGCAGCUGGCCGCCGGGGCCCCCUUCGCCCUCUGCUUCCUCUGCGGCUGGUGGCUCCCAGAGUCCGUCCGGUGGCUGGCGGUGAGGGGCCGCCUCGCAGAGGCCCUGCGCUCCCUGAAGCUGGUGUCGCGGAUCAACGGGGUCCCGGCCGCGGGGGCCCAGCUCUCCCUGGAGAUGCUGGAAUCCGACUACUCUCAGGAGGAGGCUGCAGGAGCCCCAGGGGCCGCCACCCUGGACCUGUUCCGGACCCGGGAGAUGCUGGCCCUGCUGGCUUGUAUCAUGGGCAUUUGGUUCUCGGCCAGCCUGGCCUUCUUUUCUCUGGCCCUGGACAUCCAGCGUUUCCCGGGCGAAGAUCCGUACCUGGUUCAGGUCGUCCUGGGGAUCGUAGAUCUCCCCUUUCGCCUCCUGGUGCCCAAGCUGGCCGACUGCCUGGGACGCAGGCUCACCCUGGCCUCCUGCACGUUGCUCGGAGGGGGGCUCCUCCUGGGGGCCAUCCCAGUGCCAGCGGAGCUGGGCCGCCUCCACAUGGGGCUGGCAGUGCUGUCCAAGGGGCUCAUGUCAGCCUCCCUCAGCUGCAUUGUCCUCGUGGCCUCUGAAGUCUUCCCGACCUCCCUCCGGAUGACUGGCAUGGGCGUCACUAACAUGGUGGGCCACCUGGGCGGGGUGACGGCCCCCCUGGUCCUGCUGGCCGGCCCCACGCUCCCCCUCCUGCCGCCCGUGUUCUUCGGGGCCAGCGUCCUGGCCACCAGCUGCCUGGUCCUCUUCCUGCCCGAGACGAGGGGCGCGCCCUUGCCCGACACCUUGGAACAAGCGCAGAGCCAGGUCCGGAGAUGCUGGAGCAGACUGCUGAGGAAACCACGGCGGGGGGCCCAGCCCCUCCAGACCAAGCUCUAGUCCCUGCGAAGAGAUGGCCCCAGCGC
Molecule: messenger RNA, 1646 nt
Organism: Antechinus flavipes (yellow-footed antechinus)
Lineage: Eukaryota; Metazoa; Chordata; Mammalia; Dasyuromorphia; Dasyuridae
Product: solute carrier family 22 member 20-like
Exons: 10
Coding region: 1-1620 (539 amino acids)
Biological process (GO): transmembrane transport
Cellular component (GO): membrane
Molecular function (GO): transmembrane transporter activity
Source: RefSeq, a predicted model, not a curated record